AUGGCUCAAUCCACAUCGGACGACCGAGUCGCUGCACUGAAGCGCCAAUUCGAGGCCCAGCGCGGCAUCUGGUCCCCAGCCUGGGAAUCCGUGGCCAAGCUCAACCCGGCCUACCUAGAAGGCUACCUCAAGAUUCAAUGGGCGUCGCAGCACCGGCAACGUUUACCGCCCAAGAUUCAAGAGUUUUGUUAUAUCGCCGUCGCUUCGUCCGUGACGCACAUCCACCUGCCCGCGGUCGAGGCACACGUGGUCGCCGCAUUGAACGUGGGCGCCACGAGCGAAGAGAUCUUUGAAGUUCUAGGACUCAGUUACCUCCUGGGCGUGCACACUGUGACAUUGGGUUUCCCCAUCUUGCAAGAAUUGAUGGAGGAACUCGGCAUCGAUGCUACCGCAACGGACGAGGCGCAGCAACAAGAAAAAGAGCAAAUCAAAGCCAAAUUCAUCGCGACCAGAGGCUUUUGGCCCGAGACCUUCCAACCCUUGUUGGAUCUGGACCCGGAAUUCUUCGACCAGUACACUGACUUCUCUUCGUUUUCGUCGCGCUCCAAGGUCCUCGACCCCAAAUACCGCGAGAUCAUCAUCACGGCCAUUGAUGCCGCAACGACACAUCUCUACUCGCGAGGAACCAAGAUUCACAUGCGUAACGCGUUAAAGCUAGGCGCGACCCCCGCCGAGAUACUGGAGAUGUUGGAGAUUACGAGUUUGAUGGGAAUUGAUGCCGUUUCUAGUUCGGCGCCGUUGUUGUUGGAAAAGGCGAGGGCGCACGUCCGUGGAAAUUAG
Molecule: messenger RNA, 780 nt
Organism: Fonsecaea nubica
Lineage: Eukaryota; Fungi; Ascomycota; Eurotiomycetes; Chaetothyriales; Herpotrichiellaceae
Exons: 1
Coding region: 1-780 (259 amino acids)
Molecular function (GO): peroxiredoxin activity
Source: RefSeq, a predicted model, not a curated record